AUGUUCUGGGUACGAGUUAUUGGAAUCCCGUUGGAGUUCAUGACGGUCCCAACGUUCGAUAGUAUUGGUGGAGCUUCGGGGAGAGUGGUUGCGGUUGAUGUGACGCUCAACAGGGUCCAAGUAGUGGUUGACGCCAUCAAGGAGCUGUGUUUUGAAACGACGGUGGAUUUCAAAGGAGGAGAAUUUUAUGACGGGGAGGAAGCGGCGGUGUCUCUGCGAUAUGAAAAACUAUUUGGUUAUUGCAAGCUCUGCGAGAUUCUUUGUCAUAAAGAGGAACUGUGUCCACUGGAGGAGAAGAAUAUAAAGUCGAGUCCAGCGCGAAGGAGGGAGAUAAGAGAAGGCACCGUGGAUGGUCUGAUGUACAAAGGGAGAGAUAGUCGAGAAUGCUAUGGGAAGGGCAAGGGUAAAAUGGUUGAUGCAGCAGACUCAAAGUGGGUCAAGGCAGCUGAGCGGGGAUCUAGGAAGCCUCCAACUCAUCAUGGGUACAGAGGUGAUGGCGAGAGCUCGAGGUACAAAAAUACGCGGAGAGAUGAUGGAAGAAAUGGAGUUACAGGUGGGGGAGUUGGCGAUCAGGAGCCACGUAUUAAACCCUCUUCAGAACAAUCAACGGAUGAUCAACGUCAGAGGGUUCCAGGUCUGGAAGCACGAGAAGGAGAGAUUAAGAGCAAUGGAGAUGAUGUUGCGAUAUUACCUUAUGAGGGGUUUCAACUUGAGUUAGCUGAGACGCAAGCGGAGGGAUCAGAGGUGAUUAUGGAGGCUAGUGAGGCGGAGAGGAGCUUAAUUGUGCUUCAAGGAAUGAUGGAGAAGCAGGAUUAUAUGGCAGAGGAUAUUGAUAUGGAACUGGAGGCUAUUAGCGCUACCAUAUUGGAGAGUGAUGUGGAGUUGGAGGCAGAAGAGGAGUUUCAGACUCUUUCGGAGGAAGAAGAAGAUGGGGAGUGGAGAUGCUAA
Molecule: messenger RNA, 948 nt
Organism: Brassica napus (rape)
Lineage: Eukaryota; Viridiplantae; Streptophyta; Magnoliopsida; Brassicales; Brassicaceae
Exons: 2
Coding region: 1-948 (315 amino acids)
Source: RefSeq, a predicted model, not a curated record